Molecule: messenger RNA, 7463 nt
Organism: Thermothelomyces thermophilus ATCC 42464
Lineage: Eukaryota; Fungi; Ascomycota; Sordariomycetes; Sordariales; Chaetomiaceae
Exons: 2
Coding region: 254-7444 (2396 amino acids)
Molecular function (GO): ATP binding; methyltransferase activity; ATP-dependent chromatin remodeler activity
Source: RefSeq, a predicted model, not a curated record
CAAUAGUUGUAACGGAGAACAUCUUGCUCAUUCCACCAAGAGGCGGAAAGCAUCUGGCCCAAGUUUGCUCGCUGCCUUCGGCACUACUGACAGUAACACCGGUUCGUCGCACAGCGACGAGAAGUUGGGCGGCUUCCAUGCUCACGGCGCCGCGGAUGUCGACCAUGUGGCCGGCGACGCACCCGGUAAGCCAGAUAGGAGAGUCAAAACCGGACUCGACAGCAGCUUGCCUCCCGUUUCCGAUGUUCGCGAGAUGUUCGAGGACAUGGUUGCGAGGGUCGAACCUGUUAGCCUGAAAGAAUCACCCGUCCGCUUGAAUGUAGCGACUCUCUGCUCCGGUACAGACGCGCCGAUUUUCGCUCUGAGCCUCAUUCAGGAAGCUCUCGUGACUCACGGUUUUGGUGCCGGGUUUGAAUUCCAGCACCUCUUCAGCUGCGAGAUUGAACCCUUCAAGCAGGGCUUCAUUCGGCGCAACCUCCCUCCCGGCACACUUAUCUUCCGCGACGUCGUUGAGCUGGCGAGCACAGCGUUGACAGGAAAGGCGACCACCGCCAGUGGCUCCAAGGCCGAGAUUCCAGCUUCGAAGGUCGACAUCUUGUUCGCCGGUUGCUCUUGUGUCGAUUACUCAAACAUGAAUCAGAACAAGCCGUCUGGGCGCGUGCCGGCACUGGACCGCCAUCUUAAACAACAACAACCGAAGGAGGGCAAGAGACGAGCGACCAAGAAACAGGGCUCGGGAAAGCGGACGACCAGCGAUGCACCAGAGGGCGGGGAGGUCGAUGGCUGUGGUGAUGGUGAUGGCGGAGAGGGGAACCAGUCACCCAUCCUUCUCGAUCAAACGUUUGUUGACGAUCUCGACGAGGCUCUCCGGGAGCUCGCUCUCCUGUCGUCGGGCGGCGAAUCGGCACGAACUUUCUUCGCGGCCAUUAAGCUCAUCACGGUCAUCCGACCAAAACUUGUCAUCUUGGAGAACGUCUACAACGCGCCGUGGGACAUGUACACGGAGCAGAUCUUCCCCAAGAUCUGCUACGUGGCCGACUUUGUCAGGCUCGACAGCAAGGAUUUCUACUUGCCACAGACACGUCAGCGCGGCUAUCUGGUCGCCGUCGAUGCCGCCGGCAUCGGCGCGAGGAACGCCGGCGAGAUUGUCAGGGGAUGGAAACGGAGGAUUCCCAGCUGCCAGCGGCCGGCCUCGGCACCAGUCUCGGUCUUCCUCCGCCCGGCCGACGACCCGGCUACCAUCCAAGCCAGGGCCGACAUGAAGAACAGGUCCUCGCCCAACGCCGAGUGGGCUCUCUGCUCGCUCCGCCAUGCCGACGUGCGCCAGAGGCACGGCAUACGCCGGGACGACAAUCCCUUCAGCCUCAAAGCCAUGCGAAACAGCCGACACAUUUUCGCCGCGUACCCCUCACAUUCCUGGAUGCAGUUCUGGGACGGCCAGGUGGCCAGAGUGGCCGACUUCAUGGACAUUGCCUUCGCCGCCCUGCGCAACGAGAGCGUCGAUCUGGGCUACAAGACCUGCAUGAUCGACGUGAGCCAGAACGUCGACCGCAACGACUUGGUCAACGGCGGCAGGGCUCGCGUGAGGAGCCAUCUCGGCGUCGUCGGCUGCAUCACGCCCUCUGGGAUGCCCAUAGUGACCGACCUGAUGCGCCCCAUCACGGGGUUCGAGACUCUCGCCCUGCAGGGCCUCCCCGUCGACGACCUGGUCGUCUCCACCGAAUCCCAAGCGCAGCUGCGCGAUCUGGCCGGCAACGCCAUGACCGUCACCGUGGUCGGCGCCGUCACCCUCGCUGCCUUGCUCGCCGUCCUUGAGACAAACGCGGCCACGGGCCUUCUUGACCAGGUACCCUCGGCACGACCGAAGCCCGGCCUGUACCUGGAGUUUCCCGAACCGGGCGAAUCACUGGAGCGUGGCCGGAACCGCUCCAUCGUCUUCGACGCCCAAAUGCUGCUCGGCAUCGCGAAGAGGAUGAUGCGCCUGUGCUCCUGUCCCGCACCGAUCGCCGAGGUGCUCGCCUGCGCUGAUUGCGGCACGACAGCCUGCUCCGCCUGUCGCGGAAACCCGGUGCAUCGCUUCGUCGCCCGGGUGGUCACGGGCUCUCGGUACUCCGCCGAACAGGGCAAGGUUCGGCUCGCCGACGUCCUGCCCAACGCUCUCAUGCUGCCCGUGCCGGAAGCCGUCGUCCACACCGCCCUCGGCUCGGUCAAGGGGGACUUGUACCGCUCUGUUGUCCGCGACAUUCUUAACAAGAAGGAUGCUGUGUUCUUUCUGGACGAGAUUAAGGUCACCGAGGCCGUGACCGUAUGCUACAAGAAGGCCGACAGCAUCGCCCGGCUAGUUUUCUCUGCUGACUCGGCCUGCUGUUGGUACAUCUACGUCGCGCCCUGGCACCACCGCCGCGUGGAGCUCUCCGAGUGCUUCGACCUCGACCAGCCUAUCGCGCGGGGACAGGUCCUCUCUGGCGACAUCUCUGCUCCGCACUGGUCUCUAUGGGUUCCAACCCGUAUCGACUUGGAGCUCGGGUUUGCCGAGGCCCAGGACGGCCAGCUCCGCUUCGACAGGCUGUCAUUUGCUGGCGGACACGAUCUCGGGCCGGACCCGUCACUGCAGCACUGGAAGAGAUUGGUGGAGGCCAGGGUGUGCGGCACAUACACUCACCAUCCCGGGUGCGGCACCGCCGGCAGUCGGCUGCACGUCAAGCAACCCGCAGUCACCGCGGAUGGCAGGGUCUUCCUGAUGUGGGAGUCGGCAAGGCUCCGCGACCCGGACGAUGACCAUUUUAUCUGGACUGAGACGAUGCGGAGGAUGGAGCCCCACGAGUAUCGCCCGGUCUUACUCCAUGCCAGGCCUGCGCGCUCUUGGAAACUUGAUCACCAGACCCAGGAGAGGCCCAUGAGCGUCUUCUGGCCCGGCUACUGGUCCUGGCCUCCCGAGCCCACAUGCUCCGAUUCCGGCACCGCCGAACCUUACAACCCCGUCCGGGUUCACUGGGGUCCGGCCGAAGCUAUUCAGCAGGCGCCUUGCCACGCGGACGGGCAAGCUCCUGUCGCUCAGAUGGCCGUCCUUGCCGCCGUUUCCGCCACCUUCCGCGGAUUCCCGCUGUCGGCAUCCAGGUGUGGUACGCCCCGGUCGGACACUAGUUUCUACGUCGUCCCGCCAACCGGGUUAGACACGUUCUUGCGGAUGGUCUCUUUCGCCUCGAGCGAGGUCCGCUGGUCGAGACGGCCGGAAUCUCUCGCGUUGGCUCCGCACCUCGACGGGUCAUGGGUCCCUGUCGCCCGCUGUCGGGUUUGCUCCGUGACCCCGCCCAAGAUCGCCGUCUACGCGAGGAAAGACCCGAAGAGGGCCGGGGUCAAGACCUCAGAGGUGUCGCGGGAGAAGAAGGCGAGAGGGGGAAGCAAAGGAAACGCACCCAGUGAGAGACCUAGUAGAAAGAAGUUGCCGGCAACGGGUGACGACAGUUCGAGGACGACAAAGGUCGUCAUUGAAGAUCCCGACGAAGCCGCGACCUUCGAACGGCACUACCAGGACCUCCCUAGGGCGGUGGCAGUCGCCGCCCAUAUCCGACCUGAUAGUAACGGCUUCUUGACCCUGGACAUGAGGCUCCUGUUGCAGCCCAAGACACUCGCCUCGAGGGCCCUCGCGCACUUGUUGCAGGCGCACCACACUGCAGCGCGUGGUCGGACGGCCGUGGACUCGGGCGCAGUCACGUCCUUCACGGUGACGCUCGAUUACACACCCGGCUCGACUGCCGACUUCGGCCCAUUUAUCGACUCCGUCCGGCCCUGCAGCGCAGCGAACACGACUGGCAUCGACCUCGCGCGCGAUUUCGAGCUUCCCGACGCCGAUCCCCCGAGAUUCCGGAGGACUAUGACCAAGGCACGGAAGAUGGGCCCGGGGCAGUACCGGCUCAGGCCGAGUCAGAGGGAAGCCGUCAACUGGAUGCUGCAGCGUGAGCGCGUGCCCCUCGACUUUGUUAAGCGCGAAGUCGAGGAGGAAGUGGUCGCACCGCUCAACCUGCGCGUUCUCGGCAAGGCCGAGUGGACCAACCGCUUUCCUUACUGCUCCCGUGGCGGCGUUGUCGCCCAUGAGGUGGGCUAUGGGAAGACGGUGGUCACACUAGCGGUGUGCGACCACAUGCGCGAGUUUGACACGACUGAGUCCGUCGCCGAGCGCGCAGACAAGGUCGACGCCGUCUGGUCUGAGGAACUCUCCAGCCUGUUUGGGCAGCUCCAGGACAACCUGCCCUCACCGGAACAAAAAGUCAAGUCUUUCUUCUGCCACCUUUCGGCAACUCUUGUUGUGGUGCCCAAGCACAUCACGGCCCAAUGGGAGAGCGAAGCUGCAAAGUUCCUCGGUCUGACCAGGCCCAAGGUGCUCGUGAUCAAGACGGUAGCGGCGUUCUACGGAGAUUGCUUGAUGCAGCAACUGCAGGAAGCCGAGUUUAUUAUUGUCAGCAGUGCCGUCUUUGGCAAGGCAUUUCUAGAGCGGCUGGAAACGGUCUCGGGUCCGGAUGACAGCUUCCCAGCGGGACUCUCCGGGAGGACCCUCGAGGCCUGGUAUCGCGAGGCGCUGCGCGCUUACAGGGUCCUUACGGCAUACUACCUUUCCGGCCGCGACGCCAAUAUCCCGUAUGACCAGCUCAUGGAGACGAUCGAGGAGAAACUCGUGCCCGGACUGAGGAGGAGGCGAAAGGCCGAGAUUGACGCCCUGGUUAUGAAACAGGUUCCCGAAAUCGAUCGCCAGUACUACAAGAAGAAAGCGAGGGAUACAGUCGAUGCCGCCGGACUUGACACUACCGUAGGCGGCCCCGGAAACGACUUGGGCGCAGUCGGUUUCAAGGAGGGACUGGGCGACAUUACCCUGUGCACGGAGCAGCGCGAUGCCGGCUCGGGCAAAAAGCGAAGCAGUUCGGACCCCGUGGAAGCGGCGGCGAGCGAGGCUGCCAAGGUUAAAAGGAACUCGAAAGCGAGAGGUCCGUGGGCCAUCUCCUGCCUUCACAACUGCAGCUUCGCCAGGGUUGUCUGGGACGAGUGCUCCUACGACGACGACGACAACAUCCGCCUGUUUGUUGCUCAUGCUGUGGCCAACACUAAGUGGCUGCUCUCGGGGACUCCAAAGCUCUUCGCGCUGGAGCAGGUUUGCAGGAUCUCCGCCGCCUUUGGCGUGCACGUCGCCAGGCCCGAGCCGCGAAUUACGCCCGGCCUCCCCGCGGUCACCAAGGGCCCGGAGCUCGCGCCCAUGUCGAAGAGCGAGCAGUUCCAUAAGUUCUGUUCACCGGUAAAGUCGGUCACGCUGGCUCGAGAGCGCCACGCCCACGCCGAGACGUUUGUGGCCGCCUACUUUCGCGCCAACGCUCUGGACGCCGAGGUGGAUAUCGAGUCCGAGGAACACGUCGUGCCCGUUGACAUGACGGAGCCGGAUUCGGUUCGAUACCAUCUGCUCACUCAGGAAGUCCUCGACGCAGAUUUCGACUACACCGCCCUCCCAGAGCACGCCCGGCGCGAGGUCGCCCUGAAGGGCGCCGACCUGCUUGGCAAAGACGGUUCGGCCGCGGCUAAGAUGCUCCUCGGCCUCCUUGCCUGCGGCCUCGGCAAGCAUGUGAGCUCGGUCAACGACCUAACCCAGGCCCUGGAGGAACGAAGCGCUAGGCUUGGUUGCCAGAUGAAGUUUCUUUGGGACAAGAUGAUGUGGCUCCGGCGCUGGAUACUACGGGUAUUCGGCUCGAGGGCUGGCUCGGAAGAAGGGUUGGCCCUUCAGCCAGGCACGUCGAUCAAGGAUAGCCUGGCGCGGGUGGAAGCCUUGUGCAGUAACAUGAACGACGCUCUUCUCGGGGAUGGAAGCCUGGAGCCGUUUGGCGGCAUUGACGUGUUCCUGCGCGAAGCCUCUAUUGUUGCCCAUCAACAGAUCCCGCCGCAAGGGGCCCCACCCCACUCUGCCUCAGACAUAAUGCAGUCCCUUCGACCGCACUUCUGCAGCGACUGGAAGGAAGGUUACAACAUCGACAAGGCACUGUACACCUGGCUGGACUUCUUCGCUGUCACAGAGUCCACGCUAGACAGACUUACCGAAGACCAGCUCCGCCUGCUUGCUGAAGACCUUUGCUGGCUGAAGUACAAGAUCGACCCCCGUACGGCUCCUUUCAGUGUGAGCUUCCCCGUACUAGCCCUGACGGGGGCACAUCUAGCUCCGGAAGCUCGGCGGUCUAUUCCACCAGAUAUAAGGGAGCUCUUCGAGGUGGACAAGCGCGUCAUCGAUAGUCUCACUGGGGACGAGAUCAGGCACCUCGUCCGCAGUUGCGCCCGGGUGGAGAAGUUGAAUACGACAAGGCUGGAUGCCUCCGAGACAGACCACGUGGACGAAGACUGCGCCUCCGGAGCUUCCAGGUCUUCUCUCGUCGAGAUUUUGACGGAGGUGAAUGUAAAGUUUGCCCCGAAUGCCGCCACGGAGGACCUCAAGGAAAAGCUCCGGCGGCACAGGGCCGGUCUCGCCACCUGUGAGAACUACCGCGACGGCCGGGCCCCACCAGACAGGCAUCGGGACUUUGAGGCGGCGACCAUGUGCACCGUGGAGGAUGUCAGUAAGCAGGCGGAGGCUGUCAACGAGGAGUUGAAGCGCACCAUGGUGCACCUUGCCAAAACUGUCGAGGACCUCAGGGCAACCAUGCUGGAAACCAAGUUCAUCCCCCGGUACUCCCAGGCGGCCAAUGCUCUGGACAAGGACGGCGUCAUUCAAACCCACGCGUGCUGCGGCUGUCAGAAUCUGCUGCCAUCAGCGACGGCAUCGUUUCUGGUAGUAGCUUGCGGACACCUCCUGUGCUGUGAAUGCAGAUCCACUGCGGGAUUCUACUGUCCCGUCAGAGGUUGCCCGGCCUUCAUUCGCAAGAGGCCGGUGAUCCGGUGCUCCCACAUCCCGACGCCGUCUCAGGCUGGGCCUCGUGACAAGGCCGACCACGUCGUCGAGCUCGUGAGGCAGUUCCCGGCCGACGAAUAUAUCGUCGUCUUUGCCCAGUACCGCCGGCUGAUCAGCUCGCUAGCGGCGGCGUUUAACAGGGCUGACCUCCGGGUCCUCGACCUCUCUGCCGCGAAGGACGACGACAUCGCCCGCAAACUCGAGGCAUUCAAGAUCGGAAAGGCGGGUCGGAUCUUGCUGCUCGACAUGGACAGCGAGACGAGCGCCGGGAGUAAUCUGACGAUUGCUACUCGUGUAAUCUUUGCCAGCCCUUACGUGCACCAGGAUGAAGAACACCAGGUCAGGACUGUCCGACAGGCCAAGGGCCGGUGUAUCCGUACCGGCCAGACCAAGAAGGUGCAUGUGUACCACUUCAUGGUCCCCGGCACGAUCGAGGAGGAGACGCUGCGCACACUCGGCAGACAUAGCCCGCCCGUGCAGGAAUUCUUUGACAACUUUGAGCGCAAGCCCUGGUGGUUGGAUCUGUGAAGCAAUGAUGAAGGGGGGG